This is a messenger RNA of Carica papaya (papaya), 995 nucleotides long. Its product is annotated as kunitz type trypsin inhibitor 106-like. The record is from RefSeq and is a predicted model, not a curated record. Gene Ontology annotation, molecular function: endopeptidase inhibitor activity. Lineage: Eukaryota; Viridiplantae; Streptophyta; Magnoliopsida; Brassicales; Caricaceae.
ACAUGUACGAACCACAGACCUUGAGAUAUUACAGUUUCAUUUCCUUGCGGUACAAGUAAUCUUAAAAUUUUAUAAGUAGCUCCCCUCGCCAUAGCCAAAACCAAAAACCUAUAUAAAUCCAAACCUAACAUUAUACAGAUAUAUGUACAUACCCAUUAUACCAAGUUCGUAGCCAUGUUAAUGAUGAGAAUGGUAGUCAAAACCCUGACCCACUGCACAUGGCUUAUAAUCAUGGCCGCCAUGUUAACAUCCACACAGCCCACCAUCUCGGAAUCCAGGCCUCCGGUGCUCGACACUGCCGGAAAUCCCCUUGAAGCCGGCGCCGAAUACUUCAUUCUCCCCAGCCGAAGGUGCGGCGGCGGCCCUUUGGCCCUCGUUAGCCGCAAUGAAUUAUGUCCGCUCUUCGUGGGUCAAGAAAACGACCCGAGUUCACCAAGGUUUCCGGUGGUGUUCAAGCCGUUCGUGGAGGGAGAGAAGGUGGUGAGAGAGUUUAGUGAUUUCAGGGUUCAGUUCGCGUCGAUCAGCAUCUGCAUUCAGUCGACUCAGUGGAAGGUGGUGAGUGGGGAGAAGAGGAGAUUGAUUGGGACUGGAGGAGGGGAAGAAGCUGCAUCGUUUUUCAGGAUUGAGAAGAAUGAAUCGGACGGUGGAUAUAAUCUGGGAUGGUGUCCGACAGAUGUUUGUCCACUUUGCAGGUUUGACUGUGGAAAAGCUGGUGUUUUGAUGGAGAAGGAGACGAGGUUGUUGGCGUUGGAUGACGUACCUGUUCUUUCUGUCGUAUUCAAGAGGGCAUGAUACUUCAUAUAUAUACAUAUAUAUAUAUAUAUAUAUACUCCAUACUAUGUACAUCUAAAAUCACUGCACCCCAUUUAUACAUAUAUGUAUAAUUUGACAAUGUAUGGAUAAAAUUACAUAUAUACAUACACUGCAAUAUGGGGCGGGAAUAUUGGUGUAUGAAAAUAUCCUUGUUAUAAUAAAUGUAUGUGUCAUAUAAUCAA